This is a messenger RNA of Patella vulgata (common limpet), 1192 nucleotides long. RefSeq names its product fucolectin-6. The coding region runs from base 79 to 984 and encodes 301 amino acids. The transcript is spliced from 5 exons. NCBI's taxonomy places the organism in Eukaryota, Metazoa, Mollusca, Gastropoda, Patellidae. The record is from RefSeq and is a predicted model, not a curated record.
AUAGGCGUUGGUUUCAACCUUUAUGUUCAUGAAUUGAUAAAUAAAUAACAUCAGUAUAAAACCACACAGUCUGGUAAAAUGGCUGUUAUCAUCAAGAGAUUGUUGCUGUUUGUCGUAAUAUCAACGCUUGUUGGAUGUAUUAUAGCUGACCUAAACAUAGCUUUAAGAAAACCAACCGCACAAAGUUCAAAUUUUAAUCACCAUCUUGCCCCCGUCUCCACUCGAGCUGUUGAUGGUAACACAGAUGGCAACUAUGAUCAUGGAAGCUGUACACAUACAAAUGGAGCUGAUACCUCUCAAUGGUGGUGUGUGGAUCUGCUCCAUAUCUUCAAUAUCACCAAUAUUAAAAUAUACAAUCGGGUUGAUGCUGUCCCGGACAGAUUAAAGGGAUUUGAUUUGUUGUUGAGUUCUAAUGGAGUUUGUAGUACAACCGGUCUGGCAUCAGCUACAUCAUGUUAUAAAGACAGAAGAUCAAGAACCCAAGAUCUGUAUAUAAUAGAUGGGUGUAAUCAUCCUUCCAGUAAACCUUUAAAUAGUAGAUUCGUCUAUAUACAUGUCUAUGGAUCUCCGGCCAUACUGUCCUUGUGUGAGGUUCAAGUGUACGUCGCCUGUGAAGCAGGGUACUACGGGCCAGGUUGCUACCAGAAUUGUCCUAAACGAUGUCUAAACAAUAUCUGUGAUGAUGUGAGUGGUAAAUGUGUUGGAUGUAAUGAAGGAAGAUAUGGAGAUAAAUGUGAAGAGACCUGUCCCACUUGUUGUGGAUCAUGUAGACAGUUAGAUGGUAUAUGUUUAACUGGUUGUAAAGAUGGUUAUUGGGGACCAAAUGGUUUAUGUCUAGACACAUGUGGGUAUUGUACGACAGGUGGUUGUAGAAUAGAAGAUGGCGUAUGUUAUAAUGGGUGUAAAGAUGGCGUCAAUCACAAGAAAUGUACAGAUGGAUGUGAGAUUCUAUCACCAACUACAAUGGCCAUCACUGGAAAGUAGAUGUACCACAAACUGUUAACCAAUGACGUACCUGUAUGGACCACGAUUUAUUUACCUGUGCUUAUAUAUCUAUAUGACAACCAAGACGUACUGUGGAAUAUAUCCUACGAUUUUUCAAAAAAUGUUUAGUUUUUAUUUUGUGGUAAUAUAAUUUUAUUUUUAAAGUAGACCAUUUCUAUGCAAGGAAGUACCAUAAAACAAUGAUAAU